Acanthosepion pharaonis is the source of this 2439-nucleotide messenger RNA. The record is from the annotation of a GenBank genome assembly. Lineage: Eukaryota; Metazoa; Mollusca; Cephalopoda; Sepiida; Sepiidae.
AUGUUAACCACAUUUCGUCCCUGGGUGUUUCCUUCUUUUCGAUUUCAUCUUUAUUUUUUCUUUCUUUCUUUUCGUUUAUAUUUGAAUUUUAAUCUUAAUUUUCUUUUUUUUUCUUCUUUCCAUUAUUUCUUUCUUUCUUUCUUUCUUUCUUUCUAUCUUUUUCCGUUUAUAUUUGAAUGCCACACCCAUUCUUUCUUUUUUCCGUUCUUUCUUUCUUUCUUUCUUUCUUUUGUAUCUUUCUUUCUUUCUUUCUUUCUUUCUUUCUUUCUUUGUCUAUAUUUGAAUAUUAACAAUCCCUGUCCGUUUCUCUCUCUUGAAUUUCGUCUUGUAUCUUUAAUAUUUUUCCUUUGUUUUCUAUUUCAUUACUUUUCCUCUUUUUUGUUUUGUUUCCUUCUUUUUUUCUUCUUUUCAUUCAUUUUUUUCUCUCCCUCUUUUCUUGCUUUCUCUUGUUUUCAAUUCAUUGUCUUUUUCUUCAAAAAUUUUUCUUACCCUAUUUCUUUCUUCAUUAUUUUUUUGUUUCGGUUAUUUUUUUCACUUUUAUUUCCUUUUCUUGUUUUCUAUCCUUUUUCUCCUUCUUUCUUUCUUUUUUUCGUUCAUUCCCUUCAGUUUCUCUUUCCCUUUUUUCUUCGUUUCUUUAGUCUUCUAUUAUUUUUUUCUAUUGAUUCCUUUCUUUUUUUAUUUUUGUUUUUCUUCAUUUUUUUUUUCAUUCUUUUUUCUUUAUGUUUUGUUUUCCGUUCUAUUACAUUUUUUUCCUUCUUCUUCAUUCAUUUUCUUUUUUUUUUUUCUUUUCUUCUUGUCUUUUUGUUUCGUUCAUUUUCAUUUAGUUUUUGUUUCCGCUCCAUUUGUUUUUCUUGCUAUCGUUUGUUUUCUUUUCUUUUUUUUCUUUUACUUCAUUUAUUUUCUUUCUCUUUUUUUCUUAUUUCGUUUUUCGUUUUCCCUCUUUUUUUUUCGUUUCGUUUCUCCAUUUACAUCUGCCAUGUUAUUCUUAUCAUGUUUCUUUUCGUUAUUUUAACGUUCCUUUCUUCUUUCUUCCAUUUGUCUUCUAUUCUAAGAUCAUUUUGUAAUUUGUUUUAUUUCUAUCUCUCAUUACAUUCCUUUCUCCCUGGCUACUUUCUGCAUCUUCCUUGCUUAUUAUCGUUCCUUCUUACUUUUCUUCUUUCAUCCAUUCUUCUUUACCUAAUUUUAAUUCUGUCAUUUUUAUUCUUCCUUUUCUCCGUAUCGUCUUUUUCUUUCUUUCUUGUCAUUCUCAUUUUUCUUUUUACUUUUUCUAUCUAUCUCAACUUUCCGACAUUCAUUUCUUUUCUUCCUUCUCGGGUUCUCGUUCCCUCAUUCUGCCUAUUGUCUUUUUCUUUCUUUCUUUCUUUCUUUCUUUCUUGUUAUUUUUGCUCCAUCUCUUUUCUUUUUUUCCUUGUCUUUUUUAUUUUCUUUCUUUCUUUCUUUCUUGUUAUUUUUGCUCCAUCUCUUUUCUUUUUUUCCUUGUCUUUUUUAUUUUCUUUCUUUCUUUCUUUUUUUCUUUCUUUCUUUCUUUGCCCUUUCUUGUUAUUUUUGCUCCAUCUCUUUUCUUUCUUUUCUUUUUCUUUCUUUCUUUCUUUCUUUCUUUCUUUCUUUCUUUUCUCCUCUUUUCAUAUCGGAUUGUCAGUCCCUGAAUCUGCCUAUUCUCUCCUCUGUCCUUCUUGUUUUUACGUUUUCUCUUUUUCUUUCCUUUUUUUCUUUCUUUCUUUCUUUGUUUUUCCUUUCUUUCUUUGUUUUUUCUUUCUUUCUUUCUUUCUUUCUUUUAAACUGCUGUUUUAUUUCUUAUUUUCUUUCUUCUUCAUUUUCUCUCGUACACCUUCAUUUUAUCUAUCUUCUUUUGCCUUUCUCUUCUUUCUUUCUUUCUUUCUUUCUUUCUUAGUUGCAUUCUUUUUUCUUUCUUUCGGUUUUCUUUCUUUCUUUCUUUCUUUCUUACUUUCCUUUUUCUUUCUUUCUGUUUUUCUUUCUUUCUGUCUGUCUGUCUUCUUUUCUUUCUUCCUUGUUUCUUUCUUUCUUUCUUUCUGUCAGUCAUUCGUUCUUUCACAGUUUCUUUCUUUCUCUCCAUUAUUCAUGUAUUCCUUAAUUCAAUUGUCUUCUUUCUUUCUGUCUUCGUUUCGUAGUUUCUUUCUUUCUAUAAUUUUCUUUGUUUUCUUACUUUGCUUUCUUACUUUCUUUCCUAGUUUCUUUCAUAGUUUCUUUCGUUCUAUCUUUCUCUCUUUCUCUCUUUCUCUCUCUUUCUUUCUUUCCAUUAUUCAUGUCUUCCUUACUUCCUUUGUGUCUAGCUUAUUCCACUCCGUCCUUCAUGCUUUCCUUUAUAUUUUUCUCUAUUCUUUUUCAUCCUUGUUUCAUCAUUAUUACAUUCGAUCAGUUUUUCCUUCCCAUCAUUCGUGUUUUCUUUUUUCAUACAUUCCUUUCGUCUGUGCCUGCUAA